GUUGUCUCCCAGGCGUUUCCCGUCUCGCAUCCCGUCGCCCCGGUUCCUGCCUCCUCUACCCGGUCGCGGAUGCUUGACCGCUUUCCAACGAGUCAUCGUUGGCUUAUUUUGGUGGAGUGUUGCGGUUUCUAGAGGCUGUCGUAGGAGUGGCGAGGGGGGUUGUGUUGUGUUGUUGUCUGCUUCUCGUUACUGGUCCCAUGUGUUGGCGGAAUGGAGCCGUAUUGUUCCAAAUUCGUGAGCCGUAAACGUGCGUUUUGGUUCUGUGUAACUGCAUUCCUGCGACUGAGGUGUUUUAAUGUUUGCAUUCGUCCCGAAGGUUUCUUGGUCGUGACGAUGAGUCUUAUGUGUUGACAGAAUUGCUGUUGUUAUGUGCCGAUGCGCGUGUUAUGGUCGGGUGAUUUAAUCGGGUAGGGCUGUGCUGUUAGGCUUGGAGUUCGGUGCUUGGAUAUCAUUUCUCUCUCUGUACUGUUGUUAUUCGUAGUUUAAGAAGUGUUAAUGCAUGAGUUGAUGAUGCUUCAUACGCGAUCGUAUAGUCUCGUUCUGGAAACUUUUGUUUCACAUUUGGGGGGGGGGGAGAUCGUGUCACAUGAUUUCAGUUGGAAAACUCAUUGGUGUUGGAAGAAGUUUAGACGAGGAGGAUGUGUGUUUGACUUGUGGGAUGCGAUGUCGAGGAUGGAAUCGUUGAUGGUUUUUACUCGGAACUAGCAGGUGUGUUGAAAGGCUGUUGCCAAUUUUUGAUAUGGGAGCAGCCUGAGGCAUUGCUAGCUGUGCACGAAGGGGAGCCUGCAGAUGAGGUGUGGAAGCUGUUUACUAAUUGUACGUAUUAAUCAGUAACGGGAGAUAUGGAGCAUGAGAAGCGAGUAUAAAGGAAACAAAUGAUCACAGUGUCUCAUGUGAGUGUAAACAUAGUUCAAGAAUGCCAUCGUGGCUGGUCUGUUCUCCAUAUAAUAGAGCAUCCUUCAUCGGGAGCCCGUGUUGCUGAAUGCAAUGGCUGAUCACAUGGGCCCUCCUCCUGUUGUCUUGGGCCAUCAUUCUUUGGCCGAUGCCAUUGUCGAUGAUAGAGAUCAUCAUAAUCACACGGGAAGUGAAAAUGGCGUAGUGUUUGGGGACCGUCGAAAGGGAGAUGGAUUCAGGAAAGGUAGGAUCUACAAGAAAGGAAAUUGGACUUCAGCGGAGAUCCUGGUGUUGCAGGCAGCUAGAAGGGAAGACUUUGAAAGGGUUCGUAGAGGAAACUUGAAAGAAAGGCACAAAUCAGCUCAAGAGAGGUGGAAGUGGAUAGAGGAUUACAGCUGGAGCCAAGGAGUUCAUAGAAGUGCUCAACAGUGUCAAGACAAGUGGGAGCUAUUGGUGUCAGAAUUCAAGAAAGUGCACGAUUACGAAAAGAGUCUCCCUGAAGGUCAGAAGUCUUAUUGGGACAUGUCCAAGGAAGAGAAGAAGAAGACAGCUAUGCCUCCUAACUUCUACAAGGCGGUUUACAACGCUUUAGUAGAGUGGUACAGCAAAAGCCGCCCGGCAGAUCCAGGGGAGCUAGACUCAUCAGGGCCGCUUCGUCAUACUGGUGCGUCUCAUAGAAGUCACAGCAUUCAGGUGGUCAGUGACGCUGAGUUCUCCAUCCCGGAGGAUUCGGAUGCUGAGGGUGACCCUGAAUCUUUGUUGAGAAAGCGAAAGAGAAAGACCUCUUUAUAUCCGCCGACAGAGGAUUAUGGUCUGGCUUGUAUCCUGAAGAUGAACAAUAAAAGGGUCAUAGAUGCGAUGAUGGAAAGUGAGAACCGCAAAGAUAAACGCCACAGGGAAGACAUGGAUAUGGAGAAGAAGAAGCUUGAUUUUGAAAGGGAGAAGUUUCGAGGGACGAUGCAGUUGGGAGCAGGUUACAUUAAUGCUCUUAACAGCAUUGGCGAUGGCCUGAAGCAACUUGGAGCAGUCCUCGCUGCAACUGGCCAAGCCUGAGAUUAACGAGGGCAAUUUAUUUUUGUGCCUAUCGAGUGGCUUAGGUUUUCUAUCGAAUCCAUUCGAUGUGACAUGAGUUGAAAAUUUAAAACCUUGAAAUUAGUAUCCCAUCCAGCUGAGUUAUUCAUGUUUAUGGCAAAGUCUUCUAACAAGAAUCAGAUAUGCAGUUGUGCAAUUGUCCACUUGCACUCUGACCUGGGAGUCAAGCAUGUGUUUGCUUAUUAGCGCGAUAAACAUACUGACUGCUGUGUGGCUGAAACAGAGGGCUGGGUUUCUUCAAGCUUUUAUACAGGUUUGUUAUAAAGGAGUUAGGUGUAGUUUGUAUAGAUAGUAGAUCCAUUCGACGAGCUGCAUUACCGCCGUAUACCCUCAAGGGGUGUGGGCACAGAAAGGAAAAUUGGGAGUCUGGACUUGACCCCUACCUCAGGUGAAUCCGUCAGGAUUGGCACUGAACGUGUUCAAGAGGAUUUUUGUAUGUCAUAAUAUAGCUCUCAUGUACUUCUGGCGUUGUACAUACAGCAGCUUUAUCCCUACGUUUUUAUUUAUUUAUUAUUCAUUUUUUCUUAAA
Messenger RNA from Physcomitrium patens, 2515 nucleotides. RefSeq lists its product as uncharacterized. The record is from RefSeq and is a predicted model, not a curated record. NCBI's taxonomy places the organism in Eukaryota, Viridiplantae, Streptophyta, Bryopsida, Funariales, Funariaceae.